CAUCAGUUCUUGCAAACAACAGAAAGAUCGUCAAGGGGUGUAACUUAGUCAUUGAUGAAUAACCAAUGGUUGUACACAUCGUUGUUUAGACGAUAGUAGUGUACCAUGAGUGAUUUGAACACCUCCUCGGUGUUUGUUUGUGAUCAUUGUCAGCAAACCUUUGGUCUUAAACAUAAUUUACUACGUCACCAAAGACAUUGUGGUAGAGUAGACACUUUAUACUCUUGCCCAUUGUGUCAGAAGACUUUCAACCGAAAAGAUAAUUUGAAUAGGCAUGCCAAAUCCUGUCGUCAAAAAGUGACCUAUCACUAUCAAUGUUCACAUUGUUUUCAAAAUGAUCCUGAUUAUCAAAUCCAUCACUGCGUACCAAAGAGAUCUCCUGCUCAUACCUGUCCAACCUGUGAUCAAUCCUUCCCCACCUCAAAGGCUUUGCGUAUGCACAAAAGUCAAUCAGGUCAUGAUAUGAUAGGACAUGGUAAAGGCAGGGCUAAGAAAAAGUCUAAGCCAGCAACAGUGCCUGUAGCACCCCCUGAUUCACCUCCUGUUUCCAAUGCUCCUCCUGCUUCGUCCCGCCAUCCUAGCCAACCCAAAGAUCAUUCAAAGCCAUGUUCUAGUCAGGCUUUACAUGGUGAUGUGAGAGAGUAUGAUUUUGAAGGACAAACAUCUACUGACGCAUUAGAAUUUCUAGUCCGAGAACAGAGUAAUGUCAUUUCAACCCUUGAGUCAGAAAUAGGUGAGAAAAAGACAAUUAAAUGGGCUUUAUGUUUGCACAUUAAAAUGGAGAAACCAAGCGAAGAUACUCAUUCAAAUUAUCACGAGGCCUACUUUAGGAGCAGCAUGCAGAUAGCCAUGGAAGGUAGUGAUUUGAUUGAACAAUAUUUGGAAGCCAUCAACCUCAUGCUCCAAACACUAGAUGACUAUGAAGGAGUUCAUUCAGGUUUAAAUGUUUCUGACAUUGUCCUUUUGAAACUGACUGUGGUGAAGUUCGCUCCAUUGAACGGUGGUACUUACAUUCCACUUCCUCCAGCCCUGGCUAAACAUGCACGCUGUAUUUUAAAUAUUCAAAACAAAGACAAUGAUUUAUGUUUUGUUCUCUCCAUUCUUGCCAAAUUGUACCCACCCUCGUCAAACAAGGAAAGAGAAACACAUUACCUCCCCUAUUUGAAUAGGCUUAAUUUAGAAGGGUUUUCUUUUCCUAUGACAUUGAAACACAUUCCUCGUUUUGAACAGCUUAACCAGUUGAGCAUCAAUGUGUACGGUUUUGAAGAUGGUACCUUGUACCCUAUGUACAUCAGUAAUGAGUCGAACGUGGAGGAAAAUAGGUGUGUAGAUUUAUUGUUAUUGUCACAAGAAAGUCAACCAGAUGAUUUUGAGGGAGUCUUGGGGUUAGAGGAUCACGAGGAAGCCAUGGACAUAGACAAGGUACCCAACACACAUUAUUGUCUCAUUACCAACUUGAACAGAUUAGUGAGAAACAGAAAAGGUAACACAAACAUGUGUUUUGUUUGUAGAAAAUGCUUGUGGUCUUACUCAUCUCAGGAAAGGUUGGAAGCUCACAAACACUAUUGUUUUAAGAAAGCGCAAAGAGUCAUUUUACCUAAACCAGAGGAAGCAGUGUAUGAAUUCGGUUUAAGAUCACAAAGCAAAACUGAAAGAGCCAAGUUUUUGAUUGUAGCCGAUUUUGAAAGCUUGUUAGUGACUGAAGAUGAUGAUUCUUCACGUUUAAACCGUCAUGUCCCAUGCGGCUAUGCCUACAAGGUGGUGUGUACCAAUGAACAGUAUUCCAAACCCAUUCAAAUCUAUAUAGGUGAAAAUGCAGCAGAACAUUUCAUCAACAGCAUUUUGGAAGAAUAUGAUGCUAUCAUGAACCUGUUUGAUUCCAUCAAACCCAUGCAACUCACUGUGCAAGAUAAAAUUGACAUAGCUACUACAGAACAUUGUGGAUUGUGUGGAAAGCUCUUAGGAACAGAUAGAGUAUUGGAUCAUGACCACUUGUCGGGGAAGUUCCGUCAAGUCUUGCAUAACAAAUGUAAUCUUAACUUUCAACUAAGAAAAAAGGUGAUUGUGAUGUUUCACAAUCUAGAACAUUAUGAUGCUCAUCUUUUGUUAGAAGUGGCACAACAGUUUGGUGAUCGUGAGAUCACAGUGAUACCUCAUACCACUGAGCAAUUUCUGUCCUUCACGGUGGACCAUACAUUAGUCUUUUUGGAUUCAUACAAAUUUUUACAAAGUUCUUUGGAUGCACUGACACAAAAUCUGUUGAAAAAAGGUGCGGAUUCUUUUGUAUAUUUGAAAGAACAAUUUCCUCAGCAUGUAGAUCUGUUAACGCGAAAACUUCCAUUUCCCUAUGAACAUAUGGAUUCCUGGGAAACGUUAAAUGAGACAUGUUUGCCUUCAAAGGAAGCAUUCUACAGUUCAUUGACUGAGCAGGGUGUUAGUGAGGAUGACUAUGCAUUUGCCCAUCAAUUAUGGCAUACAUUUCAAUGUCAAUCCAUGAGCGACUUCAUGAGAUUGUAUGUGACCGUAGAUGUGUUGCUGUUAACCGAUGUUAUUGAAACCUUUAGAACUGGUUGUUUAGCUGACUAUGGACUUGACAUUUGUCACUACUAUUCCAUGCCUGGUUUCUGUUUGGAUGCUGCUAUGAAAAUCACUGGCGCUAAAUUGGAUCUGUUUACAGAUGUAGACACUUACAACUUCAUUGAACAUUCUAUUCGCGGUGGUGUGUCUGUCAUUGGUAAAAAGUAUGCAGAAAGCAACAAUGAACAUAUGGAUGAUUUUGAUCCAGAGAAAGACACGUCCACUCUACUCUACUUUGAUGUGAACUCAUUGUAUGCUACUGUCAUGUUACAGCCGCUACCUAUAGGAAAUUAUCAUUUCAUUGAACCUGCAGAGUUCAACACCAUAGACUGGACAAGCAUCGAGGUAGGGGGAGAGUAUGGGUACAUCUUAGAAGUGGAUUUGUUGUACCCCAGUCAUUUGCACCAAGCUCAUGCUGCUUUCCCUAUGGCUCCAACGCAUGAUGAUAUCCCAUUUGAGGAGUUAUCUCCUACACACAAACAGCUUCUGGCUCAUUUUAACAAUCGUCCCAUAGAUAAACUUCCAAAGAAAUCAUCUGGUAGAAAACUUUUUUGUACCUUGAAAGAUCGUUCACAUUAUGUGGUACAUUUUAAAACUUUGCAGUUGUAUUUGAAACAUGGUUUAGUGUUGAAUCGCAUACACAGAGUGCUGAAGUUUAGCCAGGGUCCAUGGUUAAAAUCCUAUGUGGAACUGAACUUGAGGAACCGCAAAAAUGCAAAGGAUGAUUGUGACAAAGACCGUUACAAAUUGAUGAACAACUGUGUGUUUGGUCGUUUCUGUAUGAAUAAACGCAAACACAAAACAGUGCGCUUGGUAACACACAGACCCAAACUUCAAAAACUGACCUCCAAAACCAAUUUCAAACAGGUUAAAAUUUAUUCAGAAGACGUGGUCGCCGUUGAAAUGGAAAAGACAAGUGUUCAUUUAGAUCAGCCCAUUGCUGUCGGUUUUAGCAUUUUGGAUUUGGCCAAAUAUGAAAUUUAUGACUUUUACUACAAUGUGAUGCAAAAGGAAUAUGGACAUGAACAUUUAGAUUUGCUCAUGACGGACACUGACAGUCUCUUUAUGCAAGUCCAUGCUCCUCCACAUAAACCCCUCCUGGACCUCUAUGUGUUUAUGAAACAGAAUCUCCAUUUAUUUGACACUUCCAAUUAUGCUCCCAAUGACCCAAAGGAUCUCUAUUCCGAUCAAAACAGGAAGGUGACAGGCAAGAUGAAGGAUGAAGCAGGUGGAAACAUCAUACUUGAAUUCUGUGGACUAAAAAGUAAAAUGUAUUCCUUCUUGAUGAAAACGGAUAAGGAACUUAUUGAGAAAAAGACAGCCAAAGGUAUUAAAAAAACAGUGAUCAAGAAAUUUCUCAGACAUAAGAUGUUUAAAGAGUGUCUUUUUGACAAAACAGCUGUGUCAUGUUCUUUUCAUCUCAUUCGCUCUUUCAAUAACGUCUUGUACACACAGAAACAAAACAAAGUGGCUCUGACCUCCAUAGACAACAAGCGUUAUGUACUAGAGGAUGGCAUUCAUAGUGUACCUUAUGGUUAUUCAUCAACUGAAUAGUUACAACAUCUGCACGAAAUAUGGAAUUUUACAAGUCCAAACAGGAUGAGCAAACCAGCCUACAUGUGUACAAGCUGCGAUGGCUUUCUACCUGUUGACGCAAAUGGUGAAGACCGAUCGGGUCUCUUUACCUGCGUCUACUGUGGUACCAAAUUAAAAUAUACGUAUCAUAGGUUCCUGAACCCUACUGGCAAAUGUGUGGUCAGGAAGGCAAAACUGAACACAGCUCAUGCCUGCACUUGUCGGAAGAUUCAUCAUAAUGACUACCAGAAGUCAAACUUGCUCUGGCUGAAUGUAUCCUAUGUUUCACUGCAAGAGCAAAACAUGAACACUAUGAGAGGCUACUUCAAGACUACAAAGUGAACACUAUGUGUGACUGCUUCAAGACUACAAAGUGAACACUAUGUGUGACUACUUCAAGACCACAAGGAGAACAAACGUAACAAUCACAAUUGUGCUCACAUUGUUUAUUGUCACAAACUAUACAUAGAGUGUGUGGUUUCAAUAAAACGAUUCUAGUGUUCCUGAUGACCUGAACCCAGGAACACCUUUGGCUGCUUUACGUUUAACAAAUAAAACAUUUCUAUGUA
Messenger RNA from Haliotis rubra (blacklip abalone), 4721 nucleotides. RefSeq lists its product as uncharacterized. Gene Ontology annotation, molecular function: nucleotide binding; DNA-directed DNA polymerase activity; DNA binding. The transcript is spliced from 4 exons. The coding region runs from base 106 to 4131 and encodes 1341 amino acids. The record is from RefSeq and is a predicted model, not a curated record. NCBI's taxonomy places the organism in Eukaryota, Metazoa, Mollusca, Gastropoda, Lepetellida, Haliotidae. Gene Ontology annotation, biological process: DNA replication.